Molecule: messenger RNA, 2900 nt
Organism: Daucus carota subsp. sativus
Lineage: Eukaryota; Viridiplantae; Streptophyta; Magnoliopsida; Apiales; Apiaceae
Product: oxysterol-binding protein-related protein 2A
Exons: 11
Coding region: 280-2493 (737 amino acids)
Cellular component (GO): membrane; intracellular membrane-bounded organelle; cytosol
Molecular function (GO): sterol binding
Source: RefSeq, a predicted model, not a curated record
UACACAUUUCACACCCCCCUCUCUUUCUCUCUCUCUCUCAAGCAAGUGAACAAUCUCUCUCUCAAGCAAGUUCAAAAUCUCUCUCUCUCCCCCUUCCUUUCUAAACAAGUUCACAGUCUCUCUCCCUCUCUCUCUCUCCUUAAGCGAGUUGACAAUGGCUUUACAACUCUUCUACUCCACCCUACCCCCUUAAUUAUACAUACACCUCUCUCUCUCUCUCUCACUCCAUUCUCUCUAGGUUUUGAAUGUGUCUAUAUAUAAGCCCUUUUACUUAUAACAAUGCGUGCAAAGCAAAUGCAUCCAUUGUGUUGUAUAACCCUAGAGACCUCCACCGGAGACCAAUCGCCGGACUUAAAACUCUCCGCCGCGCCGGAGCCCAGCUCCGGUGGAUCUGACUCAGGUAGCUGCUUCGCCGGAGUUUUAUACAAGUGGACUAAUUACAGCAAAGGCUGGAGAUCUCGCUGGUUCAUCCUGCGCAAUGGCGUAAUUUCAUACUCUAAACUUCAUCGUGUCGAUAAUCGAGCUCAAUUACCGGUUCAAAAUGAAGUUCGCAUCAUCGGCGACGCUUCUUCCAGCCGCUUCUCCGGUCUUAGUACCUCCGGCAAGUCCGCCGGCAUUGUUCAUCUCAAGCAGAUCUCUUCGUUUAGAGAGAGCAAGUCAGAUAGUAGACGGUUUUACAUAUUUACUGCUACCAAGACACUUCACCUGAGGACACAUUCCAGGAAAGAGAGAGUAGAUUGGAUAAAAGCUUUGAUUUCAACUAGGAGCCUUUUUUCACUCAGACCUUCAAAUGAUAAUUUUUCCCUUAUAGCAAGUGAUAUAUCGAUAUCUACUGCAAGGCUUAAGAAACGAUUGCUUGAAGAUGGGAUCAGUGAGACACUUGUCAAGGACUGUGAGCAGAUUAUGCUCUCAGAAUUUUCAGAGUUAGAAGGACAAGUCAAAGUUCUAUGCGAAGAGCGUUCCAAUUUGCUGGACACAUUAAGGCAAUUUGAGGCGGCCAAUUUUGAAGCUGAAACUUCUGGUGUUCAGGAUGGUGAUGAAUAUCAUUUGUCAAAGCAUGAAUAUGCAGUUGGGCACGGAAAGUACAGUGAAUACAGCACCACUGAAUCAUCUGAUGAUGUAGAGAAACAAGAACUUGAUGAUGUUUCAGAUGAAGAGGAAACAUAUUUUUUUGACACCAGAGAUAAUUUUCUAGAACCAACUACUAGUUUUGGCUCUAUUGAUCAGACACUUAACAGCGAUAAACAAGUCAGUACAAUCAACGGUGCAAAAAACAUUAAUGUCAAAAUUGAUCCCAGAAACUCUGGAUAUCCCCACAUCGAAAGGCGUAAGAAGCUACCAGAUCCGGUUGAAAAGGAGAAAGGGGUUAGUCUUUGGUCUAUGAUCAAGGAUAUGGUGGGAAAGGAUUUGACUCGUGUCUGUUUGCCAGUGUAUUUUAAUGAGCCAAUAUCUUCUCUCCAAAAAUGCUUUGAGGAAUUGGAGUAUUCUUACCUCUUAGAUCGCGCAUAUGAGCUUGGAAAAGAGGGAAACAGCCUUCUUAGAAUAUUGAAUGUUGCUGCUUUUGCGGUUUCUGGAUAUGCAUCCUCUGAUGGGCGGCAUUGUAAACCCUUUAAUCCUAUGCUAGGGGAAACUUAUGAAGCUGACUAUCCUGAGAAGGGACUGCGAUUCUUCUCUGAAAAGGUAAGUCAUCAUCCAACCCUCAUUGCCUGUCACUGUGAAGGUAAAGGAUGGAAAUUUUGGGGUGACAGCAACCUUAGAUCAAAAUUCUGGGGAAGAUCGAUUCAGCUUGAUCCUGUUGGAACACUUACGCUAGAGUUUGAUGAUGGCGAGAUAUUUCAGUGGAGCAAGGUCACAACUUCCAUUUAUAAUCUUAUUCUUGGAAAAUUAUACUGUGAUCACCACGGAACAAUGCAAAUUAGUGGUAAUCGCCAGUAUUCAUGCAACCUUAAGUUUAAAGAGCAAUCUAUUCUUGAUCGAAAUCCCCGUCAGGUUCAUGGUUUUGUUGAGGGCGUCUCUGGGAAAAAAGUUGCUUCACUCUGGGGAAAGUGGGAUGACAGCAUGUAUUAUACCAAAGGAGAUGGGAGUGCCAAGGCCAAAGAUUUUUCUGAUGCAUCUCUGCUAUGGAAAAGGAACGAAAUACCUCCUAAUCUUACCCGGUACAACUUAACGCCAUUCGCUAUCACAUUAAAUGAGUUAACACCAGGACUACAGGAGAUGCUCCCCCCCACGGAUUCAAGACUUAGGCCUGAUCAACGACAUCUAGAGAAUGGCGAGUAUGACAAGGCAAAUGCAGAGAAGCUAAGGUUGGAAACACGGCAGAGGAUGUCGAGAAAACUACAAGAAAAUGGGUGGAAGGCCAGAUGGUUCAAAAGAGAAAGUGAGGAUUCCUCCUUCUGCUAUGCUGGUGGUUAUUGGGAAGCACGAGGAACAGGAAAAUGGAAUGACUGCCCCGAUAUAUUUGGCGAGUUCACCGAUGCUGUUGUUAAUUCAUAAAACUAAAUGACUGAUGCUGUAUUGCUGUGGUUAAUUCUGAUCUCAAAGAGCUGAUGCAGUAAAAUAAGACCUUCAAGUAGAAAAUAGUAGAAGAAACUCUCUGCACAUGACCUAGUCCUAAUUGUCAGGUUGUCGUGGGAAUACUAUGGCCUGAGUGGGAAUACUAUGGCUGGAGAUGGAUCGAGAAGAUAUCUCUCACACCAGGAUCAAGGUUCUCGUGACAGUUAGUGUACUGUGCUAUCUCUACCUCUGUCUCUUGAUUUGUUAUAGUUCCUUAGACUUCUUUAGCCUUCGGCUAAUCAUUUAUUUAGAUAAUCAGUUGUAUCUCCUUGCUAGAAAUAAUCAAGAUAAAGCUUUUCACAAACAGAAGAAAGAUAAAAGAAAGAAAAAAAAAUUCAUGAUGGCCA